This is a messenger RNA of Wasmannia auropunctata (little fire ant), 1525 nucleotides long. Its product is annotated as solute carrier family 35 member E3-like. The transcript is spliced from 5 exons. The record is from RefSeq and is a predicted model, not a curated record. Gene Ontology annotation, cellular component: Golgi apparatus. Gene Ontology annotation, molecular function: nucleotide-sugar transmembrane transporter activity; antiporter activity. Lineage: Eukaryota; Metazoa; Arthropoda; Insecta; Hymenoptera; Formicidae. Bases 464 to 1396 code for a protein of 310 amino acids.
CGUCGGUGGCCGGCCAUUUUAAUAGUAAUAUAACCUCAUCGUCCUCGUCGAUGGUAGACGUAGACCGCGUAAACAGCGUCCCAAUGUCGAUCGCGGUCGGUCGGCUGAAAUGUUGAACGAUCGACCGGCGGAUUCUCGUCACCUUCGAGGCACUCGGACAUGGCACGCCAUUCGAUACAUGCGAAUUAUGUGAUCGUCGGAUGGAGCGAAAUGAAUGAAUUCAAAUGAAAAACAAAAAAAAAGAAAACAAACGUGGUCGUGGUGUUACUGCCGAUGAUUCUCUAGCCCAGGAUUUCCGUCGCCGGGACUUCGUGUGCGCGGCCUCGUGCGAGAUGUAAACCCGGAUUGAUGGCCUGGGUCAUCGCCGCGCCGUUAACGUUUACAUAUCGUUAACGUAAUUAUCUGAAUUUUUCGCCGCGGCAACGAUUGUUGAGAGGGGGGGAGGGGUGGGUCUCCCGAGAAGAUGAACAAGAAGGCGGUCACCGCGUUCUACCUGGCGCUCAACAUAGCCUUCUCGAUCGUAAUUGUGCUUCUGAACAAAUGGCUGUACGUUCACACCCGCUUCCCGAACAUCACGCUGUCCAUGAUACACUUCUUCAUGACCUUCGUCGGCCUGAUAAUCUGCGAGAAGCUGGACGUCUUCUGCGUCAAGGACAUCGACAUCAAGGAGAUGGUGCUCAUCGCCAUGACGUUCUGCGGCUUCGUCGUCCUGACGAAUCUGAGCCUCGCCCACAACACGGUCGGGACGUAUCAGGUGGCGAAGAUGCUGACGACGCCCUGCGUGAUAGUGAUGCAAAUGAUAUUUUAUCGAAAGCGCUUCGGCGUACUCGUCAAGCUGACCCUGAUACCGAUCACGCUGGGAGUCGUAAUCAAUUUUUACUACGACAUACAGUUCAACGUCAUUGGUACCGUCUACGCGACGCUGGGAGUACUCGUGACGUCUCUGUAUCAAGUUAUGAUAAACAGAAAGCAGAAGGAGUUUCAGAUGGACCCAAUGCAGUUGUUGUUUUACCAAGCGCCAUUAUCCGCUGUUAUGCUGUUGAUUGUUGUCCCAAUUCUGGAGCCGGUUGGCCAGACGUUCACGCACGAUUGGUCGCUGUUGGACAUGGUCAUGGUGAUACUGUCGGGUGUGGUUGCGUUCUUUGUAAAUUUAACUUCCUACUGGAUCAUAGGAAAGACCUCGCCUUUAACAUAUAAUAUGGUUGGACAUUCCAAGUUCUGCCUGCUGCUGCUGGGCGGCUCGUUACUUUUCCACGAGAUGUUAGCGAUAAAUCAGGUCAUCGGUAUAACUUUGACGUUAGUGGGAAUUAUAUUAUACGCUCAUGUCAAAAUGAAAGACAACCAGACGUCAUCGGAGUUUGAAGAUAGAGAAACGAAGUCUCUGUAUAAAGUAUGAUUCCGUUUUAGGGAAGAUCGAAUCGCGCGAAGGAAUUGAAAAGAAUAAGUCGCAGUACUUAAUAAUGUUUAAAUUUUUGUAAGCCGCUGAAAUCUACAUUGCAAUAAACGUUUAUUUAUUAUUCCUGAA